This is a messenger RNA of Anthonomus grandis grandis, 1327 nucleotides long. It is a transcript of the gene TfIIEbeta, whose product is annotated as general transcription factor IIE subunit 2. The transcript has 6 exons. Gene Ontology annotation, cellular component: transcription factor TFIIE complex. Lineage: Eukaryota; Metazoa; Arthropoda; Insecta; Coleoptera; Curculionidae. The record is from RefSeq and is a predicted model, not a curated record. Gene Ontology annotation, biological process: transcription initiation at RNA polymerase II promoter. Bases 186 to 1064 code for a protein of 292 amino acids.
GUGACAUAUUUACAUUUAGUGUUAACGAUCAUUUUUUUCAUGUAUUAUUGUAAACUUUCUUCUAUUUUGAGUUUGUACUGUACAUGGUUUAUAUGACAUUGAGCUCAUUUUUAGUUUUAUCCUUUUAAUUUUUAUUCCUCAGUCGCAAAAUUCAAUUUUUUUUUCAAAAAUUACACCUAAGUGAAAUGGAUCCAGCCUUGCUUAAGGAACGGGAAUUGUUUAAGAAGAGAGCACUUACUACACCAACGGUAGAAAAAAAGAAAGCUGAAUCUAAACCUGACCCUGUAAAGGAUGAUAAAAAAAAGUCAAAAACCAGCAGUGCUUCCAGUGGACCAAAGCUUGACAUUAACACCUAUAAAACUCACACAGGCAGCUCUCAGUACCGAUUUGGUGUUCUUGCAAAAAUUGUCAAACAUAUGAAACAAAGGCAUCAAGAUGGGGAGAGUUAUCCUUUAACAUUAGAAGAAAUACUAGAUGAAACCAAUCAAUUAGAUGUCGGCAACAAAGUUAAACAAUGGCUCCAAACGGAAGCACUAGCGAACAACCCUAAAAUAGAAGUGACUCCAGACUCAAAAUAUCUAUUUAAAGCAACUUAUAAACUAAAAGACCGAAAAGCUUUACUUAAACUUUUAAAACAGCAGGAUUUAAAAGGCUUGGGUGGAAUCUUGCUUGAGGAUGUCCAAGAGUCUCUACCUCAUUGUGAAAAAGCAUUAAAGAUAUUGGGUAACUCGAAUGAUAUAAUAUACAUUACCAGGCCUAUAGAUAAAAAGAAAGUCCUUUUUUACAAUGAUAGAACAGCCACAAUGCCUAUAGAUGAAGAAUUUCAAAAGUUAUGGCGGUCUGUGGCUGUGGAUGCAAUGGAUGAUCAAAAGAUUGAAGAAUACUUGGAUAAGCAAGGUAUUAGGUCAAUGCAAGACCAUGGCCCUAAGAAACCGGUUGCUAUUAAAAGGAAAAAAGCGGCUCAGAGGAAAAAGGUAUUUAAGAAACCUAGGGAUAAUGAACAUUUGGCUGAUGUGCUGGAGACCUAUGAAGAUAAUACUUUGACUCAGAAAAAUACGGUUUAGAGAGUAGAGGCAUCUGUUUGAGCUUGAAGCUACUUGAAAGUAACAAAUGGCUGCAGAUAUUGAGUGUGUAAAUAAAAUAAGAUAGAUAAUUUAUAUCGAAAAUUGUGACAUGUUUUCACAUGAAGAACAAUUAAUUAAAUAUUCGAACCAGAGGAAAAAUUUAUUAUAUGGUUGAUAUAAUUGUAUUGUGCGAUUACGUUUUCUUUUAUUGUAAAGCGAUUUUCUUUAUUUAAGAUUGUAAUAAUACAGUUGUUUUUUAAAUU